Molecule: messenger RNA, 2839 nt
Organism: Micropterus dolomieu (smallmouth bass)
Lineage: Eukaryota; Metazoa; Chordata; Actinopteri; Centrarchiformes; Centrarchidae
Gene: uvssa
Product: UV-stimulated scaffold protein A
Exons: 13
Coding region: 497-2824 (775 amino acids)
Biological process (GO): transcription-coupled nucleotide-excision repair; response to UV
Cellular component (GO): chromosome
Molecular function (GO): RNA polymerase II complex binding
Source: RefSeq, a predicted model, not a curated record
GUUUACAUUUGUUAGUAUUUAUUUAUUUAGCAGCUAAUAGAGUGCUAGCCUUUAAACACUGACGUUUACGUAACGUUAAGUAACUAUAUUACAAACUUUAGAUUUGAGAUAUGUGAAUGGGAUUUGUAUAAUGUUUCUUUAUGUUGUCCUUUUAAAUUUCUUGUGUAAAUAUGUAUUAAUUCACUUAUUUGACUUUAGUACAUUAAAAUUAAAUUAAAAUGAGUAAAUGAAUGUAGCUAACUAGCUAACUAAGUUACACUUGGACUGAUAAUACAAUACAGGCCGGGUGUGCAGUCCCAAUGCUUGGCAUGUCUUAUCAUCGAAUCGGUCAGUCUAAUGUAAUACAUAUGACACGCCUUGAUUACCUGGCUGAUUCCAUGACACUUUUUCCAGUUCCGCGGCGAUAUUUUUUGACUGGUUUGGCUGGAGAACUCGACUCCAGGUGAACUUCUUGUAGUCCGUAGCAUCUGUGUUCCAGGUUUUUCAGUGAAUAGUGAUGGAGUUGUGGCAGAGGGACAGGCUGUCAGAGCUGGUGGAGGAUCUGACAACAUCAGGACAACCGCAGCUCAACCAGGACAAGCUGAAGGAGAUCAAGAAGAUCUGCAAAGUGUCUAAUGACUGCAUAGACCACGUGUACCACUCAGUGAUGUCCCAGCUCAACCAAGAACAUGCAGAGGUCCGACUGUCUGCCUUUCAGAUCGCCAGUGAGCUCUUCUCCAGAUCACACCACUUCAGAACCCUGUUGGUGGACAACUUUCAGGAGUUCUUGGAGUUGACAGUAGAGACUGACUCAGAGCAGCCCCUCCCCCCUCCUAAAGAUAUAGCCAGGAAGCUGAGGUCCCUUGCCAUCCAGACUGUCCAGUCAUGGCAGACCUCUUAUGGGACUGCUUAUAAGAAGUUAGCACUGGGUUACCACUUUCUCAAACAGGUUAAGAAGGUGGACUUCCAGGAUGCUGAGGCCAGGACGGUAGCUGAGAGGAGGAGGGAGGAGGAGAGACAGAGGAGAAUGGAGAGGAUCUACAAGGAGAGAGUGGAGGCAGCCUCCAAAGACAUGGAGGAGUCAUACCAGGAAAUGGAGGCAACGCUGAUAGAGAUGGACUCCUGUAUGAGGCUGCUUUUCCCUGAGUUUGACCUUGCAGACAUCCAGACAACCAUCAGCAGCCCUCCAAACUCCCAACCAGCCAAUGAAUAUUCAUCAAUUGAUGAACAGCCUUGUUGCAGCAAAGACCUAAGGGAUGACAGGAGAGAAGGGAUGAUACAAGAGGUCAGCAGGGAAGAAGAGAACAGCAAUGUGGAGGGAAAGAGAGGAAAGGAAGACAAAGGAAUGACAGAGGAGAUGAGAAACAGCAGGAGGGAGGAGAAGAAAGGGAAGGAAAAGGAGAGGUCUGGCGAUGAGGAGGGGGAAGAUAAAGAGAGGAGGGAUGGAAAUGAGCAGGUGGAGAAGAAGGGAGAGGAGGUAGAAGAUAGGGAACAAAAGAAGCUAGAUAUAAAGGAAGCGCAGAGUAAGGGAGAGGAGGAGGAAGACGAGGAGGGAAGUGGUGAUGAAGAAGAGGAGGAACCUCUUUGUGAAGACUUGUUUAUUCGGAACUCUGGACUCAUCUCUCACUCCUACAGUCUGGACCUGAACCUCAUUCCUGGGCUUCAUGUUAAGGAGACAGAGGAUAAUGAGGCAGUGGUUUCCACGGUGAUAGACCUCUAUAGACUGAUAAAAACCAAACACCUACCAGCUGUGCAGGGCUGGGUUCAGGUUUUCACCAAGUCAGGUGCUGAGCAGCAGCUGCUAAUGAGAGCGCUGGAUCUGAAGAGGUCUUUAGAAGCUGCCCUGCAGAAACACAAAGAGCUUCACAUUGAUUACAAGACCAGGGUCCGCAAAGUAAUGAAGGCUUCUUCAGGAGGAGAGGAGGAGGAGGAUGAUGAUGACGAUGAUGACUUUGAUGAGGUUCCAGAGAAAGAGGGAUAUGAGCUGCACAUUCCAGAGCAUCUGCGAGCCGAGUAUGGUUUGGAUCCAUUUCCUUCCACCUCAACACCACCAGUCACAAAAAAAACCCCUGCUAAAAGACCCACAGUUCUGCCCCUUCCAUCCUCUUCCUCCUCCAGGCGGUUAAAGCGACUUACAGAAGAGGAGCAGGAUCCAACAUGUGCAGCCGCCACACUGCACCACCUCAGACAGAACCUCCCUCUGCCUGCAGAAUCCAGCAGCAGCUCCUCAGGUCCUAAUUCAGACCAGAAGGCUGUUGGGGCUCCUGUGGUUCCGUUUGGUUUGGAUCUGUACUACUGGGGCCAGGAGCAGCCUAACGCUGGCAAGAUCUUCAAGUCAGCUUCUCAGCAUCAGUUCUGGGUUCACGCUGAGAUGGAGGAGGAGGUAGAGAACAAGGAGCUGCUGGCAGAGAGCAGGAGCAGAUACAUCUCCUUCCCUGGGAGUUUCACUCCUGUGAGCCAUUAUUGCAGAGCUCCACUGGGCAAUGGAAAGCUGUGUCAGAGACAGGACCGCCACAAGUGUCCUUUCCACGGCCAGAUCAUUCCUCGAGACCAGGAGGGUCGACCCUGCAAACAGGAGGACCGAUUGAGGGAGGAGCAGGAGGAGAGGAGGAAGAGGGAGGAGCAUCCAGACUGGCGUGAUGCAGAGCUGAUGCGAGACAUCGAGGUGGCAACAGGAGAAAACCUGGGUUCUGACAGGGUUGGUAAAAAAGGGAAAGGGAAAAAGAAGAAAUACCCCAACCUCAGUGAUCUGAAGCAGAGCACCAACACUUCCCGCUAUAGGCUGGAGAAAAAAGUCUUCAACAAGUACGUCAUUUCCUGUUCGGGCAGGAACAGCCUUCUCUGAAAGCUCACACCAAUG